AUGACAGAGGAAGCAGUGACAUAUAAUGAUGUUCACAUAAACUUCACUCAGGAAGAGUGGGUCUUGCUGGAUCCUUCUCAGAAGAGACUCUACAAAGAUGUGAUGCUGGAGACUUACAGGAACCUCACGGCUAUAGGCGUGAAAGUGGUCGUCUUCAAGAUAAACCUUAUGAAUAUACUCAGUAUGAUAAAGCCUUCGCACAUCACAGUCAUCUUCAAAGGCAUGAAAGAAUUGGUACUGGGGAGACGCAAAAUGAAUAUAAUCAAUUUGUUAAAGCUACUGCAUAUCCGAAUUAUCUCCAAAUACAUAAAAGAACACAUAUCAGAGAGAAGCUCUUUGAAUGUGAGCAGUGUGAGCACAUACUGGUGA
Molecule: messenger RNA, 369 nt
Organism: Rattus rattus (black rat)
Lineage: Eukaryota; Metazoa; Chordata; Mammalia; Rodentia; Muridae
Product: zinc finger protein 560-like
Exons: 4
Coding region: 1-369 (122 amino acids)
Biological process (GO): regulation of DNA-templated transcription
Source: RefSeq, a predicted model, not a curated record